Molecule: messenger RNA, 168 nt
Organism: Plasmopara halstedii
Lineage: Eukaryota; Oomycota; Peronosporomycetes; Peronosporales; Peronosporaceae
Exons: 2
Coding region: 1-168 (55 amino acids)
Source: RefSeq, a predicted model, not a curated record
AUGGUUUACACAAGCUCAUUCAGCGGAUAUAGUUGUCAAGGGGAUAAAUCGAAUCUCUUUUUCCCAUGUGAUGCAACACGCCUUCUUCCCACAUUUCAAAAAAGGGUUUGGCCUAAAGUUUUUGCAGAAGCUAACUUAGUUCGCGUGCUCCAGCUAGGAGCAGAUUGA